Messenger RNA from Fusarium poae, 507 nucleotides. RefSeq lists its product as uncharacterized. NCBI's taxonomy places the organism in Eukaryota, Fungi, Ascomycota, Sordariomycetes, Hypocreales, Nectriaceae. The coding region runs from base 1 to 507 and encodes 168 amino acids. Gene Ontology annotation, molecular function: serine-type endopeptidase activity. Gene Ontology annotation, cellular component: membrane; mitochondrial inner membrane peptidase complex. The transcript has 2 exons. The record is from RefSeq and is a predicted model, not a curated record.
AUGGCCUCCUUUCAUUUUGCUCGUCAUCCAGUGCGAACGACAGUAUCUUUUGUCAAAGCUGCAUGUCUGGUCCAUCUUGGCAUCACAUACGGUUACACCAUCAGUCCUGCUCAAGGGCCAUCUAUGCUACCAACCUUUACGGUUGAUGGUGAUUGGAUAUUGUGUGAUCACACACGUCGCUAUGGUCGCGGUGUUUCCGUAGGCGAUCUGGUUGUCUACCGCAUUCCCAUCUUCAACAAUCAAUGGGGAGUGAAGCGCGUGACUGGCAUGCCAGGAGACUAUGUCUCUGUUGGAACUCCAGGUGAACAAGGAGAAGACUUGAUGAUUCAGAUCCCCGAGGGCCAUUGUUGGAUUUCAGGAGAUAACCUUCCAGCGUCAAGAGAUUCGCGUCACUUUGGUCCUUUGCCCUUGGCCCUCAUCUCCGGCACCACUAUCGCCAAAAUUCUACCCUGGAAUGAGCGCCAGUGGAUGAAGAGUGGGUUAGAAAAGGUUGAUGAGCUGGAUUGA